This is a messenger RNA of Uloborus diversus, 1176 nucleotides long. RefSeq names its product NAD(P)H-hydrate epimerase-like (gene Naxe). Gene Ontology annotation, molecular function: NAD(P)HX epimerase activity. Lineage: Eukaryota; Metazoa; Arthropoda; Arachnida; Araneae; Uloboridae. The transcript is spliced from 4 exons. The record is from RefSeq and is a predicted model, not a curated record. Gene Ontology annotation, cellular component: mitochondrion. Bases 70 to 900 code for a protein of 276 amino acids.
CUUUUCGUAUGCAGAAAAACGUUCAUAAAUCUAAAUUGUGCGGCGUGUUUGUUCUUUGAAAGAAUAAACAUGUCUUCAGCUCCCUCGACACCUUCUCCAAAGAAUUCUCCGAAAAGGAUUUCACGGUUUUCUUUUCGAAAGAGGCGAGAACACGUCAAUGUGGCCGAAAAAAGUGAUGAGCUACAAGAUUUUCCUAAAUACGUAAGUCAAGAAGAAUCCAUAAAUAUUGAUCAAGAAUUAUUUAAUGACUAUAAAUUUAGUGUUGAUCAGUUGAUGGAAUUAGCUGGUCUGAGUGUAGCCACAGCUGUUGCAAAAAGUUAUCCUUUGCAAGACAUGACGAAGAAAGGGACCCUGCUCGUGUGCUGCGGACCCGGUAACAAUGGCGGAGAUGGUUUAGUGUGUGCAAGACAUUUAAAAAUGUUUGGGUACGACCCAACCAUAUAUUAUCCAAAACGAACCAAUAAGCCCCUGUACCAAAAUCUCACCCUUCAGUGCCAAGAAAUGGAUAUUCCUUUCUUAUCUUACCUACCCGAUGCAAAACUAAUCAGCGACUCAUACAACUUGGUUAUCGAUGCUCUCUUUGGCUUUAGUUUCAAACCGCCUGUGCGACCUGAGUUCGAGGAUUGUAUGAACAAACUGAAAAAUUUGACUGUUCCUGUAUGUAGUGUGGAUGUUCCAUCAGGCUGGGAUGUUGAAAAAGGCUCUGAGGAUGGACUGCAGCCUGAAUUCCUGAUCUCUUUAACUGCGCCAAAACUCUGUAGCAAAUAUUUUAAAGGAAAACAUCAUUGGCUUGGUGGACGUUUCGUGCCUUUUUCCUUGAUAUCUAAGUAUGAGCUUAACUUACCGGCUUAUCCGGGUACAGAAUGCUGCGUUCGAUUGCCAAUCAAUCCAACAUCAUGAUGUUUCAGCUCAGUAAUGCUACGCUGUCAUUGAUUUCCCGCAUAUCAUAGUUAAUUUUUCGGCAGCAAAAUGUGGCUAUUGUAUGUUAUUCAAGUGCAUUUUGCCAAACAAGUUGUUCUUUUUUGUUGUGUAUUUCAAUUGCAGCAUUUUUGUACUCAUUGAAAUUUAUGUACUUGAAAAUUUAUUAUGUAAUAUCUUUUUAAACAUUUUGGCUGAUAAAAUGUUUUAUUGAAGUUUCAGUACUCAUUGUGUUCAAGCAUUCUGUUUGUUAAUAUU